Messenger RNA from Amborella trichopoda, 1107 nucleotides. RefSeq names its product arogenate dehydratase/prephenate dehydratase 6, chloroplastic. Gene Ontology annotation, molecular function: prephenate dehydratase activity; arogenate dehydratase activity. Gene Ontology annotation, cellular component: chloroplast; cytoplasm. Gene Ontology annotation, biological process: L-phenylalanine biosynthetic process. NCBI's taxonomy places the organism in Eukaryota, Viridiplantae, Streptophyta, Magnoliopsida, Amborellales, Amborellaceae. The record is from RefSeq and is a predicted model, not a curated record.
AUGGCGCUCAGAGCUUCGAACCCUCUGGUGCCGAAAAUUUCACGCUCUGGAUAUUCCGGCGAAGUGAAACCAGCCAGAAUAUCCAUCAGGGCCUCUGAUAAUGGCUUGAAAGAGAAGAAACGGAGCUUCUCCGGCUUCUCUCCCUCCAAAGAGGACUUUUUCCGUCUAGAUCUGGACCUCACAGUGAGGGACCUGGAACGCCUUUUCCAGCAAAAAUCCGGCGCCGGAAACGAUUUUUCCGGCCGUCCCGUACGCGUCGCUUACCAAGGAGUUCGUGGCUCUUAUUGCCAAGAAGCUGCCAUGAAAUCUUAUACUUUCUGCAACGCUUUGCCUUGCAAUCAAAUGGAGGAGGCCUUCAAGGCGUUAGAGGAGAAAACAGCGGAUCGUGCAAUCAUACCCGUUGAAAACUCAAUCGACGGUCAGAUCGGGCGUAACUUUGAUCUUCUCGUAAGGCACAAUGCGAGCAUAGUUGGAGAGUCCAUCUUUCCUGUAAAUCACUGCCUCUUAGCCAUUAAAGGUUGCGAAAAGACCAGUAUCAAAAGGAUAGUGAGCCAUCCUCAAGCUAUAAGCCACUGCAAAACGAGGCUUGAAGCCUUAGGGCUAGAGAUCGAAGAGGUCUCAAACUCAGCUGAAGCGGCCAAAAUCCUAUCAGAAAACUCCAUUACCGAUACAGCAGUGAUAGGAUCCCAGAUAGCGGCUAAAGAAUUUGGCCUUCAAAUUCUUGAACAAAACCUUCAAGAAAGGAAUGGAAAUUUUAACCGGUUCUUCCAUCUCGCCCUGAGUCCGGCGACUUUUCCUACCAGUUCAUCGGGAAAUUCGUCCUGCAAAACGACCAUCGCGUUUUCUCUUGAAAACGGGGUCUCUGAUCUUGCUCGGGCGCUUUUGAUAUUCGAGACUCGGGAUAUUCCCGUGACUCGGGUCGAUCACAGGCCGAACCGGAGCCGACCCAUCAGAGUAGUGAAGAACGAGGAACACCGUGUCGGGUACUUUGAUUACGUGUUCUUGCUCGAUAUCGAGGGCCACGAAUCGGAUCCCAAAGUAGAAAAAGCCCUCCAGAAUCUCAACGAAGUGUCAGGAUUUUUAAGGGUUCUUGGAUCUUACACGUGA